CCCGUUUUAAAUUUCAAACCCCUCCCACCCACCUGCUCCUCCUGACCUCCUCUCCCCCCCUAAAAACCUCGAGCCUGCCCCGCUCCUCUCUCCAGCUGCCACGAGGCGCGGCUCCUCCUCGAAGCGGGCGGAACCCCGGCCGUGCGGCGGCGGAGGGAGGAGCAGGAGGAGGAGGAGGAGCGGGGGGAUGAUGGGGUGCCUGUUCGGCUGCUUCCGCGCCUCCGGCGACGGCGGCGAGGUGAAGGGCGGCGGCGACGGCGGCCAGCUCGUGCCUCCGUCCCUGGCCCCGGCGACGAGCCACAAGGAUGCUGCCGGGAGGAGGACGAGGCCGCCGUCGAGGAACGCGCUCUCCGCUGUGUUCCAGCGAGAAGAUGAGGGAUUGAGGGCGGAGCAGAAAGCGAGCUCGUGGGCCGACCAGGGCGAUUUGAGGAAGGGGAUGGAUCGGGAGCCUGAAUCCCAGGCUAUUAUCCAUGAAAGCUAUGGUGCACUGCUGGAAGCUACAGAUGCAACCCAAAGAGAGCCCAAAAAUGCAGAUUCAGUUCAUCAGAAAGAAACACAUUCAGGAUGUCUUCCUGCCAUGUCUGAUGAUGUGCAUUUCAUGGAAGCCCUGAAGGUUGAGAAUUGUGAAACUCCUAGGUCUCAUCAGAGCUCCACUGUACCUGAUGCAAUGAGUUCAUCAAAAACAAAUGAUGAGUUGCAGUCUUCAUCUACUUCCCUUGCAAAUAAUUUGGAAGAGUUGACAAAUGAGAACAAUACUGAAGAAUGUGGGGUAUCAAAAGAAGAAUUCUUACAGCCUGAACAAUCAGAGGAGGAUCCGAAGUGUGCAAAGAAUGACAAUGUGGUCGCCAUGGAAAUCUCAAUAUCUGAUGAAUGUUCCCUUUUCCAGAGCUCCGAGGGUUCUAUAUCAUCCUCUAACAAGAUAAGAGACAGUGUGAACACAAAAUCUAUUGAGAAGUCCCUGGAAACUGAGUCAAUUAUUCAUGCCACCGGAAAGAAGGUACUGAAGAACAAUGAUUUAGAACUGGAGCUCCCAAGCUUAUCCCAUUGGUUAAAGCCUCCAAAUCCUAAGAAGCCAUUCAGAGAUGAGGCCUUGACGGGUGACAGAUCAAAUUCAGCUAAGAGUUCGGAUGAGGACAGGCCUAUUAUUGGAAUGGUUGCAGCACACUGGAAAGAUAAAGAGCCAGAAAAUUUUACUCCUAAAUGGUUUGAUGGAAAUGGCAUCCCCAAUUCGACAAAUAAGUACAAAGAAGAUCAAAAGGUGAGUUGGCAUGCAACGCCAUUUGAAGAGAGGCUUGAGAAGGCUUUAUCUGAAGAGAAGUUGCUCUCUGAAAGGAACUGCUCGAGUGGAAAGACAUCUCAGUUUUUGGGAGUGGAAGGCGAGGAGAGUGAUACUGCUGAAUCUAACCGUCUAUAUGCUGCUGCUUAUGCAUGAAAAUUCUGUGCUCCACGAGUUACAGAAGCUUUCAGUAUAAUGUUUCCUGCUGUCAUGCUCCUUAAUGAUGGCAUUUGCACAGCCCUGUGUCCUUCAGUAGGUAGCAUCCAGAUGUGAUGUUUCAGUUGAUUGCUUUGUGCUUAACUCAGUGGUUUAAGAUAAAAUCAACAUUGAUAUAGUUGCUGCUGUGGUUCACAAGUAUUUUUGGUAGCUUCUAUUGUUCUGUU
This is a messenger RNA of Setaria italica (foxtail millet), 1659 nucleotides long. RefSeq names its product protein JASON. The record is from RefSeq and is a predicted model, not a curated record. The transcript has 7 exons. Gene Ontology annotation, biological process: male meiosis II. NCBI's taxonomy places the organism in Eukaryota, Viridiplantae, Streptophyta, Magnoliopsida, Poales, Poaceae. The coding region runs from base 188 to 1432 and encodes 414 amino acids.